GCGCUCGCCCGUCCCACCGCCCCCGGGGGUAGUAAAGGCUCCGCCGUCCGCCGCCGCGUUCCCCCCCCGCCCCUUCUCCUCCUUUCCUUCUCCUCCCUCCCCGCCGGUCCCCGUCCCGCCAUGGUGGCCACGGAGGGUCUGCGGGAGAUGGAGGGCAGCGCGCUGCGGCGGCUGGUGUGCCGCGAAGAAGCCGGCGGCGGCGGCGGCGGCAGCAGCAGCAGCAGCAGCAGCGGGCGGUGCCUGUUGCUGGACUGCCGUCCGUUCUUGGCUCACAGCGCCGGUCACAUCCGCGGCGCGUUGAACGUGCGGUGCAACACGAUCGUGCGCCGCCGGGCUAAGGGGUCGGUGAGCCUGGAGCAGAUCCUGCCGGCGGAGGGGGACGUGCGGGCGCGGCUGCGCGCGGGGCUCUACGCCGCCGUCGUGGUGUACGACGAGCGCAGCCCGCGCGCGGAGGCCCUGCGCGAGGACAGCACCGUGGCGCUCGUGGUGCGCGCGCUCCGCCGCGACACGGCGCGCGCCGACAUCCGCCUCCUCGCAGGGGGUUACGAGCGCUUCUCCUCCGAGUACCCCGAGUUCUGUGCAAAAACCAAGUCCCUGAGCAAUGCGUCACCCCCCACCAGUGCCGAGACGCUGGAUUUGGGCUGCAGUUCCUGUGGGACCCCCUUUCAUGACCAGGGUGGCCCUGUGGAAAUCCUUCCCUUCCUCUACCUUGGCAGCGCCUACCACGCCGCCCGGCGGGACAUGCUUGAUGCUCUGGGCAUCACAGCCCUGCUGAACGUCUCCUCAGACUGCCCCAACCACUUCGAGGGGCUCUACCAGUACAAGUGUAUUCCUGUGGAGGAUAACCACAAAGCCGACAUCAGCUCCUGGUUCAUGGAGGCAAUUGAGUACAUCGACUCGGUGAAGGAGUGUUGCGGCCGGGUCCUAGUCCACUGCCAGGCCGGUAUCUCGCGCUCAGCCACUAUCUGCCUGGCUUACCUGAUGAUGAAGAAGCGUGUCAAGCUGGAGGAGGCCUUUGAGUUUGUCAAGCAGCGCCGGAGCAUCAUCUCCCCUAACUUCAGCUUCAUGGGGCAGCUGCUGCAGUUCGAGUCGCAGGUGUUGGCCACCUCGUACGCAGUGGAAGCAGUCAGUCCCUCGGGGACGCUGCGGGAGCGGGGCAAGGCCACCUCCACACCCACCUCUCCAUUUGUCUUCAGCUUCCCGGUCUCGGUCGGUGUCCAUGCCACCCCCAGCAGCCUCCCCUACCUGCACAGCCCCAUCACCACAUCGCCCAGCUGUUAGCUCAGGGGCUGAGGCCAGCCGGGCGGAGAGGGCCGGGCAUGGAGCGGGCAGGCGGGCACGGAGCCCUGUGAUGCUAAAGCAAUAGUGCUGGACACUGCCGUUCACCCUGGACUCAAUGUCUUCUUUUCGUAGAGAAAUUUCUUACCUCAUCUUGGUUUUCUUGCUUUGUAAUUUUAUGUUUUGAAAGCAUGAAAGUUGUAAAAGCCA
This is a messenger RNA of Strigops habroptila (Kakapo), 1488 nucleotides long. It is a transcript of the gene DUSP4, whose product is annotated as dual specificity phosphatase 4. The record is from RefSeq and is a predicted model, not a curated record. Gene Ontology annotation, biological process: negative regulation of MAPK cascade; endoderm formation; protein dephosphorylation. The transcript has 4 exons. Gene Ontology annotation, cellular component: cytoplasm; nucleus. Lineage: Eukaryota; Metazoa; Chordata; Aves; Psittaciformes; Psittacidae. Bases 121 to 1281 code for a protein of 386 amino acids. Gene Ontology annotation, molecular function: protein tyrosine/threonine phosphatase activity; MAP kinase tyrosine/serine/threonine phosphatase activity.